Diversispora eburnea is the source of this 819-nucleotide messenger RNA. The record is from the annotation of a GenBank genome assembly. Lineage: Eukaryota; Fungi; Glomeromycota; Glomeromycetes; Diversisporales; Diversisporaceae.
AUGACAUCUAAUAAUGUAGGAGAAGUACAAAAGUUAAUGAAAGGAAUUCGCAAUUUGCUUGAUGUUAGACACAGCUAUUCACCUAGUGAAGAGAGAAUCUUUAGUUUAUUCUUCCCUCAAUUUCAUUCCAUAAUUGAUCAAUAUAAGCGCAAUGCGAAAGAGGCUGAAAACAAAAUGAGUAGCGUUGAAAGUAAAUUAAAAGAUCUCGAGAGUUCGAGAAGUAUAAUUCUAAUCGGUAUUACGGGUAGUGGUAAAUCAACACUUGCCAAUGUAAUUACUGACACUAAUAAUUUCAAAGAAAGUGAAUAUUGUGUUAGUGAAACCAAGGAGGGUAAACUUGAGAAGUUUACCGCAGAGAAUGGAAUAAAGUAUCACAUAAUUGAUACUAUCGGAAUUAAUGACACAGAAUUGUCUACAGAAGAGACAUUGAAAAAAUUAAAAGAAACAGCUCGUCAAAGUAAUUACAACUUAAAUCAAGUUUUACUUGUGUUUGGUGGAAGAUUUACAGAAGCAGAAACAAAAGUUUUUAACUUGAUAAAAGAGAAAUUGUUUAAGUACAAUGAGGAUAUCACCAAAUAUAUUACUUUGGUCAGAACGAGAUUUAUCCAUUUUCAAAAUGCAAGUCAAUGUAAAAAUGAUAUUGAUCGGUUGAAAACUCAAAUCGGAAAGGAGAUAGUUGAAUCGUGUGGGGAAGGAAAAAUCAUUCAUUUAGAUAAUCCACCAAUAAACAUCAGCGGCGACGGCAGUGAAAUGGUAGAAACUCAAAUUAAACUAAAUAAAAAAAUUCUUUUUAUUGAAACAGUUUUAAGAUAUUCUUAA